Messenger RNA from Monomorium pharaonis (pharaoh ant), 2206 nucleotides. Its product is annotated as scavenger receptor class B member 1. The record is from RefSeq and is a predicted model, not a curated record. Gene Ontology annotation, molecular function: scavenger receptor activity. The coding region runs from base 399 to 1997 and encodes 532 amino acids. The transcript has 11 exons. Lineage: Eukaryota; Metazoa; Arthropoda; Insecta; Hymenoptera; Formicidae. Gene Ontology annotation, cellular component: cytoplasm; membrane.
GCACGUAAGUCUUGUACGCACUAAACAUACGAUUGAGAAAGAGGGAGACUGUGACUCGCUGAGGGAGCAUAAAAUCCGCGAGUGCGCGGCACGUUUUUCCGUUCUCCGAAUUUUUUUUUUUUAUUCGUCUAUCGAAGUGACCGGCAUCUCGACGAGUGCGAUUUAUCGUUUGACUCUAGUUACACUUCGUUCGUCAAGUUUCCUCUCUUACGGGCACACGGGAAUAAUUGUGAAAAGUGAUCCCUGAAUUUCUACGCGCGUGAAUGCGACGUAUCGUCGUCGCGCAGACGUCUGCCGGAGUCCCGCUCGGCUUGGUGCAUCCCUUGGCGCGGAGAACAGAUUUUACAGUCAAGGUGACGAAGAGAAGAACUUAAAGCGAGAAGAAUCGGGUCGUAGCCAUGAAAUCCGCGAUCGCGCUGCAGCAGUUUAAAAAAUGCAUCAUCUUAUUUAUGAUAGGCAUUGGGUGUAGCUCUUUGACAUAUGUGAUUUAUGUCAGCGAUCCCAUGGCCAUAAUAUUGGAAUAUAAUGUACAAAUGGUCCCAAACUCAUUGCUCUUCACAAUAUGGAAACAACCACCUCUUGAUAUUUAUUUAAAUGUAUAUGUAUUUAAUGUUACGAAUCCAGAAGAAUUUCUAAGCGGCAAAGAGAAGCUUAAAGUUCAAGAAAUCGGACCAUAUGUAUAUCAAGAAUUUCUUGUUAACGACAACAUUACGUAUAAUGAUAAUGGCACCUUGACUUAUAUUCCCAGAAGAACGGUAAUUUAUAUUCCUGAAAGAUCAAUCGGUGAUCCUAAAGAAGACAUGGUUAACGUCCCAAAUAUAGCUUACUUAGGGGCAACAUCCGCUUUGACCGAUGCCGGAUUUUUAGUAAACUAUCCUCUAGUACAUUUAGCUAAUUUAAUGAAUGCAAAACCGAUUCUCAAUAUCUCGGUGUACGAUUAUUUGUGGGGUUACGAGGAUCCAUUAGUAAAAUUGGCCAGUGGAGUAGUACCAAAUUUUAUCAACUUUCAAAAACUUGGUCUCAUGGAUAGGAUGUACGAUGAGGGAGAGAACAUCGUGACGAUGAUUAUUAAAAAGAAGGAUGAUAUGCUAGAAGAAAAAGGGCGAUAUCUCAGCAUCGACCAAUACAAUGGCAGUCCUGGAAUGGCACAAUGGGGAUAUAUUGAACCGGAAGGCAACGAGACGCGAGAAGAGAAUACAAUUUGUAACAGGCUUCAAGGUUCCACAGAAGGCCUCGUAUUUCCAUCGCACCUAGAUAAGCGUGUCAAAUUUAAAGUCUUCAGGAAAGCAUUUUGUCGACCACUACCGAUUAAAUUCAGAAAAGAAACUUGGACGGAAAAUGGUUUGCCAGGAUAUUUGUAUACUCUCGCAGAUGAUUUCGCCGAUCCGCCUGAUCAGAAUCCAGAAAAUGAAUGCUUUUGCCGUAAGAAGACUUGUUUGAAGAAAGGAUUGUCUGAUGUAACACCGUGUUACUACAAUAUCCCAGCUGCGGUGUCGCUUCCGCAUUUCCUCGAUGCCGAUCCGAGUUUGUUGGAAAAUGUGGAAGGCAUUAAGCCUGAUCGAGAGAAGCAUGAAUCUUACGUAAUACUGCAGGAAACGCUCGGCGUGCCCAUCUUUUUUCACUCUAGGAUGCAGACGAACCUAAUAAUGCGUCGUUCACGCUAUAAUUCUAAAAUUGCGCGAUUUGAUGACCUCACGUUACCCUUAUUUUGGUUUGAUAUGUACAUUGGAUCAGUGCCAACCUAUCUGACAAUUAUAUUGAAAUUAAUACUUCGAAUACUACCGGUCGCACAGACAAUAUUGAUGUAUCUGCUCGGUAUAAUUGGAAUAACGACAUCAGUAUUAUCGCUGAUAUCCAUUGUAUGGGUAUUCAAUCAACAACAACCACAGGAGCAGGAAAUGGAUAGAAGUAGCGAUAGUCUCGACUUGAGGAUACCUUUGUGUAAUGGCCAAUUUACCUCCAUCAAUAUUUUACCGACGAUGAAGAAAGUGCCGUAGUGAACGUUCGCGCACGCAAUCGCGUUUCGAUGGAAAUACGGAAGAGAUGCGAUCUGUUUGAUGGACAUGUAUCACAUCGGUGCGCGAUGCGCAACAGUUUACUCCACAAAUUACUUUAAAAUAAAUCAAUGAUCCUUUUACAACGAUCUGUUAUUCGCAGCAUCACAACGACGGAAGAUUGUACGAGAUCAUCAUUCUAGUGCAAAAAA